AAACUUCGGAAGAUUUGGAUACAUAUCACUUAAAAAAGAUAUCUUUUUAAAAACAAAUUAAAAUCCUGCAGUCGAUCACCUGUACAGACUGUGUGGACUGAAGUAAACUCAGCAUCAGACUGUGGCCUCAGUUGGACCGACGAGCCUUCGGUGCCAACGCCUUUUUCUCUCUCUCUUCUCUCUCUCUCUCUCUCUCUCUCCGCUGCUGCUCCGCCGGGACGCUUCAGCUCGGGCUCGUUUGACGGCGUUUGCCUUCUUCAACUCAUGAGCUGCUGAAACCACAAUCCGAAACUACAGAAGUCGCGUGAGAGGGAACAUGGGCUGCACGAUCAGCGCCGAGGACAAAGCCGCGGUGGAGAGGAGUAAGAUGAUUGACAAAAACCUGCGGGACGACCGGGAGAAGUCCUCCAGAGAAGUCAAACUGCUUCUGCUUGGUGCUGGGGAAUCUGGGAAAAGCACAAUAGUAAAGCAGAUGAAAAUCAUUCAUGAAGAUGGCUACUCAGAAGAGGAGUGCACGCAGUACAAGGUGGUGGUGUACAGCAACAGCAUCCAGUCCAUCAUGGCCAUCAUCCGGGCGAUGGGCCGGUUAAAGAUAGAUUUUGGCGAUGCUGCACGGGCGGACGAUGCCCGCCAGCUGUUUGUCCUGGCGAGCUCGGCGGAGGAAGGGGUGAUGUCGUCGGAGCUGACUCGUGUGAUUCAGAGGCUUUGGAGCGACGCUGGAGUUCAGGCGUGCUUCGAUCGGUCACGAGAGUAUCAGCUCAACGACUCCGCUGCUUACUACCUGAAUGACUUGGACAGGAUCUGUCAGCCAAGCUACGUGCCGACUCAGCAGGAUGUGCUCCGUACGCGUGUGAAGACCACUGGCAUCGUGGAAACUCACUUCACCUUCAAAGAUCUCUACUUCAAGAUGUUCGAUGUUGGGGGUCAGCGCUCGGAGAGGAAGAAGUGGAUCCAUUGUUUCGAGGGAGUCACAUCUAUCAUUUUCUGCGUGGCGCUCAGUGACUAUGACCUUGUGUUGGCUGAGGAUGAGGAGAUGAACCGGAUGCAUGAGAGCAUGAAGCUCUUCGACUCCAUCUGCAACAACAAGUGGUUCACGCUCACCUCCAUCAUCCUCUUCCUCAACAAAAAGGACUUGUUUGAAGAGAAGAUUGGCAGGAGUCCGCUCACUAUCUGCUACCCACAAUACCCCGGUGGGAACUCGUACGAUGAGACUGCAGCUUAUAUCCAGUACCAGUUUGAAGACUUAAACAAGCGGAAGGACACCAAGGAGAUCUACACCCACUUCACGUGUGCCACGGACACCAAGAAUGUGCAGUUUGUGUUCGACGCCAUCACUGACGUCAUCAUCAAGAUCAACCUGAGGGAGAUCGGGCUCUACUAAAGUUUCAGGCCAUGCAGGAGCCGAACAAGGACUGUUGGACUGGUAUGUCUAGUCUGCAGAAGGCAAAUUGUAAAGUAGGUGUUACUUAAGGACUAAGCUGAUGGCCGCGCUGCAUGUGGGACCUACAUUCCACAAUUUGGGGACUUGAUACUAUGAUUAUUUUUGUCUUAAUAGAUAUUGUGAUGCAGAGCACACUGGGAGAAAGUGAUGAGUUGGGGAAGCUUGUGAAACAAUCACUGUGAGAACUGUGGAGUCCUGUCAUAUUUAAGAGCUUGGCAUCAGACGAGGGGCUGGCAGGUAAAGCCUCUGACAUCUCGGACACAUUUAUAGUCCGCUGUCAUAUCGACCAAAUCCAUGUGUAUCAAAUCCAUCACUGCAUUUCACAGUUUCACAGCGGAUAUGUAAAUUGUGUUCACUUUUAUUUCUGUUGCAUCUUCUCUUAGCUGUAUUCUAUAUCACAUGUUUUUUAUUGAACAUUUGUUAUAUUUAGAUGUUUGAGUUGCAGUUAUUUAGUAUUUCCCCUUUUGGAUGUGUGAAUGCAUUUCAAUAACUUAUGUAUGGAGAAGUGUACAUUUUAUUUGCAGUUUUGAUGUAUAUAACGCAAUCUUUUGGGUCUGGGAUUAAUUAGAAAGAGUGUAAUGAACUCCGUAGAAACACAGCUGCAUACAUAGUGAGGUAUUUUAACGAGACAACAUUGUAGUCAACAUUUUUUUUUAUACAUGAGAUACAUCACUGCAAAUCAAUUUAUCAAGGAGUUUGAAUACGACUAAUAUAAUACACUCAGUGGAGGUCAACGUAGAAUAUACUUCUUUUCAAGGUAUUUUUCAAUCCUAUGGAUAUCAGUUAAGAUGUAUAUAAACACAUUAAACAUAACGUAAAAAGAUUAAAAUUUGAAAGCUGCACAAGCUGUAUUUGUUUUCUUUGGCUGCAGCAAUCUCAUAAUACUGAGGACGUCCGUUGCUGAUAGGCGGAGUUCUGUAGCCCCGUUUGGAUCAGAUCACUUCAUACAAAUGAGAAAUUCAGAAAGAAAACAUUCCCGAAGGUUUAAGUCUAGCUUUCUGUAUUUUGCUGGAGUUGUAUUGGUUCAUUUUAACAUCAUUAAAUGGUGGCACAAA
Pseudoliparis swirei is the source of this 2496-nucleotide messenger RNA. It is a transcript of the gene gnai3, whose product is annotated as guanine nucleotide binding protein (G protein), alpha inhibiting activity polypeptide 3. Gene Ontology annotation, molecular function: GTP binding; G-protein beta/gamma-subunit complex binding; GTPase activity. The transcript has 9 exons. The record is from RefSeq and is a predicted model, not a curated record. Bases 317 to 1381 code for a protein of 354 amino acids. NCBI's taxonomy places the organism in Eukaryota, Metazoa, Chordata, Actinopteri, Perciformes, Liparidae. Gene Ontology annotation, cellular component: heterotrimeric G-protein complex. Gene Ontology annotation, biological process: adenylate cyclase-modulating G protein-coupled receptor signaling pathway.